This is a messenger RNA of Peromyscus leucopus (white-footed mouse), 3712 nucleotides long. It is a transcript of the gene Ube2k, whose product is annotated as ubiquitin conjugating enzyme E2 K. Gene Ontology annotation, biological process: proteasome-mediated ubiquitin-dependent protein catabolic process; protein polyubiquitination. The transcript has 7 exons. Gene Ontology annotation, molecular function: protein binding; ubiquitin conjugating enzyme activity. Bases 64 to 666 code for a protein of 200 amino acids. NCBI's taxonomy places the organism in Eukaryota, Metazoa, Chordata, Mammalia, Rodentia, Cricetidae. The record is from RefSeq and is a predicted model, not a curated record. Gene Ontology annotation, cellular component: nucleus.
GGUGGUGGUGGUGGUCGUAGCGGUGGCGGAGGAGGCGGGUACGAAUCAGCUGCGGGCAGAGCCAUGGCCAACAUCGCGGUGCAGCGGAUCAAGCGGGAGUUCAAGGAGGUGCUGAAGAGCGAGGAGACGAGCAAAAAUCAAAUUAAAGUAGAUCUUGUAGAUGAGAAUUUUACAGAAUUAAGAGGAGAAAUAGCAGGACCUCCAGACACACCAUAUGAAGGUGGAAGAUAUCAACUAGAGAUAAAAAUACCAGAAACAUAUCCAUUUAAUCCCCCUAAGGUCCGGUUUAUCACUAAAAUAUGGCAUCCUAAUAUUAGUUCCGUCACAGGGGCUAUUUGUUUGGAUAUCCUGAAAGAUCAAUGGGCAGCAGCAAUGACUCUGCGCACGGUAUUAUUGUCAUUGCAAGCACUGUUGGCAGCUGCGGAACCAGAUGACCCCCAAGAUGCAGUAGUAGCGAAUCAGUACAAACAAAAUCCUGAAAUGUUCAAGCAGACAGCUCGGCUUUGGGCACAUGUGUAUGCUGGAGCACCAGUUUCUAGUCCAGAAUACACCAAAAAAAUAGAAAACCUGUGUGCUAUGGGCUUUGAUAGGAAUGCAGUAAUAGUGGCCUUGUCUUCAAAAUCAUGGGAUGUAGAGACUGCAACAGAACUGCUUCUGAGUAACUGAGGCACGGAGCUGCUGCCAGCCAUGCCCACCUCUUGAGGAGCACCAACAUCUGUUAUUUUUAGGAUUCUGCAUAAAUUUCUUUUAAACUGGCAUUCUUGCCUAAUGAUGUUAUCUAGGCACCAUUGGAGACUGCAAAAAAAAAAAAAUUCCCUGCUCUGUAAAUAAAGCUAAUUAAACGUCUGUGUAAAUUUACAAAGGGGAAAUACUUUAAUUUUUUUCUUAAUAGUGUAAAAAUUCAUUGAGCUAAGCUAAAACCAUGGAAACCCAUGCUCCGUUAGUAUUUAGCAGUGUAACAGACUAGCGACUUUGCUUCAGGGUUCUGUUGAAUAACUAGGGUGACCCUCGAGUGAGUGUCGCCGCCACCACCGCUCACAUUGUCGUGUUGCAGCAGAGCCCCCCUAAGCGUUUGAACCUGGGUCCUCUGUGCCUGUGACUUGACUUGCAUGCCUGUACUUGAGUUCUUAGGAUGGGGAGCUGAAAAGACCACCCUUUUAAGCAUUAGGAAAUUCUUGAAUUAUGCGAUUUAUCCAGAUUUAGAGAUGACCUAAUUAGAGCCUUCUGGUCCCUGUGGACGGGUAAGGACGCUCUUAUUUUUUUCCCUGUUACCAUCCAGAGCUAAGAUUUUCCUGGUCAGUUUCUCUGUGUUUGGUGGGAACCGUGCUGAGGAAGUGUCCUUGUUCCGUUUUUAGGUCAUAGAUUUGAAAUGUUUUGUCUGAGUUCUUCACUGUGUAAGUAAUAAUGUAAAAAUGGCUGCCAAUUUUAUUUCUCUUAUAAAAGAAGUAAUACUUGAUGUUGCAGUAUUCGCAGGUUUAAUAAAAGGACCCUACUUAGUUUUUCAGUGAAUUUGACAUUUUUAAACUGUUGAAAUCUUUGGAAACUUGAAGGAUGCAGCCAACUGUUUCCAUUGGUGUCCGGUGUAACUGGGACUUUAUAGUUGGCUUCAUCAGACACGUGAGGUGACUCUGCUUGCACUCCCCAUGUCCACACAUGAAAGAAGGCUGUUCGUGUCUCACUGUACAUACUCAGAUGCACUUAGGAAUAGGCGUGCGUUAUAACUCUAGCUUUCGUUAUGAUGUUUCUGAGAAUGUGAGAAUUAACCUUCCCUUCUCCUGUACAUAGACUUCCUGUUCUUAAUGACGUCACAUCUCAUUCUAAGUUCAAAGUUUGAAAAUGUUCGUUUUACAAACUCAAACACUUAAUUUAACCAUCUUAAUAAGGUUCAAAUGAAUUUAUGUAGGCAGUUGUUACAUAGGAGGUACAAUUAUAAAUUUUGAGGACCAAUGCAUAAAUAACAGAAAUGUAAUGGAAUCAGUCUGAAUUAAAGUAAGGCUCUCUAUUGAAAGUCAUAUUCUAAAAGGUUUGUUUUCUUGAAGUGUUCUUCAUCUUAUAGUCAUAAAGUGUUUGGAAAAUACUUUUUGAACCUAUUAACUCAGCAUAACUUCAUUUGACUUUUCAAUAAUCUUGAUACUACAAGCAAUAAAAGAACCAUGAACUAUACUAUAACAUUAAAGAUGUGAAGGUUCUUCCAGCAACUUGUAAGGCUUUCACAGUUACCGGUGGCUUCGUGUUGCUGGUCCUGCACACUAUAAACUCAAGCUGCUAUGUUCUCCAUGUUUGCGGAUGCACACAUUUCCUGUUGCAACCACAUCCUUUUAUUGCUGUAGUUUAUUUUCUAAAGAUGCCAAAGGAAACAAGUUUUUCUUUAUUUAUUUUAAAUAGCUAAAACUGUACUUUUCUUUAUAUUCUGAGAUUAGAUGGAAUUGUGUGACAUUAUGGACAAUUUAGCUCCAUUAUUGAUUAGAAAGUGUUUUUUUUUUUUUUUUUUUUUUUUUUUUGUAAGUGGAGGUGGCUUGAUAACACUAAUAUUUGGAUAUUUAAAAGAAUGAAACAUUGUUGGAGUUGACUCUUUGCCUGUAUUGUCAGGGUAUACUGUCUGGUCAGACACAGACGAGAACUAACUCAGAUGGGCAGAGUCAAGCAUUACCUACUUUGCUCGUGGAGGCAGCUAUGUCCUGGUUGGAUUUUUUUAUUUUUAUUUUUAUUUUUGCAUAUUGGCCUCAGACUGGGCCGAUCCUGUGUGUACUAAAUACACUGAAGGGUCCCCAGCAUCCAGGAGAUUGGAGAAGGUAGAACAUUGGCUUUCACCGAUUUUACAUGAUGUUGCCUUUAUAGAAAGGGAUUUUCAGCUGGGUGUGGUGGCAGAUUCUCUUGUGAUCCCAGCUCUUGGGUGCUAGGACCAUGAGUUCAAGGCUCUCUGGGUUACAUAAGCAAGUCUGCUUGAGAUUCCUCAUUUUCAUUUCACGUGAUAAUAGCCUUUUCUGGCAUAUUUCCUCUCUGUCCUCUUGGGUUGUUUUGAACUUCCCAACUGGUAGGUUUAGUUUAUCAAAAACAAAAACAAAAACAAAAAAAAAAAAGCUUAGGCUUUUUAUUCUGGUAUUAAAUAUGUUUAGGAAAGUAUUAAAAAUUCAGGCUUAGUACCCUGAUGGAAAUUAUUUUUAAAUUCUGUUUUGAGAAUUUGUCAGUUUAAAAUGUCCUAAAAAGUUUUUGGUCUGGGUGUGGUGGUGCAUGCUUUUAGUCCUGGGCUUUUUGAGAGGCAGAGGCAACGUUUUUGAGUUCGAGGCCAUUCUCGUCUACAUAGUAAGUUCCACACCAGCCAGGACUCCACAGACGUUGUCGGGCACCUCCCCUCCCCAGCAAUUUUAGUGAGACCUCAUUUAGAGCAUGCAGAUUUACUACAAGUCACUGACCCUCUAGUGGGCUUUUACAUGGUCCAGCGUUUUUCUUGAGCCUGGGCCUGACUUUUAGUAGAAAACUUAGUUGUGAGCCUGUUGGGAUAGAUCACAGGAAUGUGUGACUCCAAGCACAGGAUGUAGAUACUUACGGCACACUGGUACUAGCCAGCUGCCCCAAGUUUGUGCUCUCAAAUGUUUCUUGGUUUACUUAAACACGUAACACCUUCUAAAAUAUGUUAAUGUUUGGAAUCUUGAGUAUUUUCCUUUUGAGAAGUGUAACCUAUAAAACGAGAUUAAAACACUUUUUAUUGAAA